Molecule: messenger RNA, 1875 nt
Organism: Candida tropicalis MYA-3404
Lineage: Eukaryota; Fungi; Ascomycota; Pichiomycetes; Serinales; Debaryomycetaceae
Exons: 1
Coding region: 1-1875 (624 amino acids)
Biological process (GO): chromatin remodeling
Cellular component (GO): RSC-type complex
Molecular function (GO): protein binding
Source: RefSeq, a predicted model, not a curated record
AUGGCAACUAAAAGAAGACAAUCGGCUUCUAGUGAAACAACACCAGUCAAAAAGUUGAAGAAAGAAACUUUCAACCACACACCUGAAGAAUAUAAAGAGUUUUUCAAUUCCACGUUGGAUUUAGUUUUUCAUUUAAAAGAUGGUGACGAAGAGUUGAGUGCCAUUUUUGUUAAAUUACCAUCUAAGAAAUUUUACCUGGAUUAUUACCACAUUGUUAAACAGCCAAUAUCUUUAAAUGAAAUUCAAAAAAGAAUAAAAAACAAAUAUACUGCAGAAUCUGCUGAUGAGUUUCUUGAUGAUUUUGAAUUGUUAUUAAACAAUGCGAAAACAUAUAAUGCCCCAGAUUCUUGGAUUGUUGCUAGUGCUACCAAGAUAGUAAAUUUUGUUAAGGACCAAGUCAAAGAAUUUGAAAACACCCCUAGUAAAUCCUUAUCUUCAGUCACCACAGCUGCGACAGAAGCUGUUGAAACACCAGAUCAAAAGAAACCAAGAAUUAAGUUAAAGUUGAAGCAAAGACACGAAGAAUCUAUCCCAGAGGUCAAUACUCAAGAUUCCGAACCUCAUAUAACUUUUGGGAAAUUGGCUGAGUUAUGUCUCGAAGUGUUGAAUGAUGUUGUAAAUCACGAUUUUCCAGACAUUGGUGUUAUUAGUGAACCAUUCCUAGAAGAAGUUGACACAGAUUUCUACUCCGAUUAUUUGGAUUAUGUAUCAAAACCAAUGUCAUUUAAUACAAUUAUAUCUAAUUUGGAAAGGAAAAAGUUGUUGAGUCCAAAAUACCCCUUGCUAGAUAACUUACAAAAAUUCCACGAUACCACUACUUUGAUAUUUGACAAUGCCAAGGCUUAUAACAAUGAAGGAUCUCAAAUAUACCAAGAUGCUGUUUUAUUGGAAGAAUAUUUCAAUGAAAAAUACUCCGAAUUAAAACAUAAAGUUGAGAAAGAUGGACCAAAACAAGCACAAUCAAUGGGACCAAAGUUGAAGCUUAAUUUAGGUAAAGCAAACGCAGCUACCGUUUCAACACCCAAAAGAAAGAGAAAAGCUGUAUUGAAAAUAGAACCAGAAGAAACUCCAGAAGUAGUUGAUGAUGUACAUGACGAUCAAGUUGAAGUGGAUCAAGCUGAAAAAGAUAACGAAGGUAACGCCGAAGAAGAGGACGAUAGCAACAAAGAAGUUGGAGCUGAACAAGACAUUGCAAACACAUUAGGUAAGUCCUUACCGUUGCUUCCUGAAUCUAAUGCAAUAAUCCAAGAAUCAGCAUUGUUUUCCUCUCCUGCAGUUGCCAGUAAUGUUACUAAAUUUGUACAACAAAAAUUCUCAACUCCUGCUACUAUUAUUCCAAGAGAGAAAGAGAUCAAGAAAGGCUUAUUUCCAACCCACCAAACCACCUCAGUAGCCACACUUUUUUCAUACAAGGUUCCAAGUAAUGGAUACACCAAUCAAUCAUAUACAGUGGCUUUGCCAAAUGGAGUCCUGCCGUUUGUAUCAUUCAAAGUUUCUUUACACAAUUUAUUGUACGAAGCCAAAAAGCGAGACUUGAUUGAUGAUCAUGGAUUAUUGAACCAACCUGCCAACGAAGAAUUUCAUUGUAAAUUAUCAGUGAAUGAAGAGGAAGUCACUGGCGUUGUUGAUUGUUUCAAGGAAGAAAAAGGUUCAGAAGAUGUUUUGGGUGUUCAAUAUGACGUGAGACUAAGUUAUGGUUUGAAUGUGUUGACUUUUGAUUGUAAAGUUGCCCCUGCAUUGAGUAAGAAAAUAAAAAAUACAGUUAUCGAGGAAGAAGAAAUUGCUGGUAGACAUACAAGACAUCAAUUACAACAAAUGCAAAAAACAUGGGAUGUCGAAACCAUCACCUUUUAUGUUGUUUGUAAUUCUGGAUAA